Molecule: messenger RNA, 2209 nt
Organism: Ceutorhynchus assimilis (cabbage seed weevil)
Lineage: Eukaryota; Metazoa; Arthropoda; Insecta; Coleoptera; Curculionidae
Source: the annotation of a GenBank genome assembly
AUGAAUUCGAAGAAAGUACGUUGGAAAAAGCGUUCCGUCAAUCGAGAAAGAAUUAUGAGGGGCGUCAGAGUUUUAGAGCUAAAUAUUUCGAGGUUGAUGCCUUCUCCUCAAAAAGUGGAAAUUAAACCUGCAAAAUAUUCUGAGGAAAGUGUUAAUUACGUGAAUCCAUACGAUGUUGUACCAAUCCCCACAAAUUAUUCACUUCCUUAUGGCCAUGCUAGUCCUCCAAAGCCUCCACGAACUGCAAGGAAAUUUCAAAAUGCGGCAUUUGAUAAGUAUAUCAAUUUACGUCCAUCUAAGCAAACAUCUACUCCGGAACUAACAAAUAUUCCACUGACAUCUUUUCCAUCAAUAGAUUCUGAUGGAGUAAAUAUGGGUAGGUCAAAAGCAACGGAACCAGUAUACGCCAAAGUUACCCCAAAGAAACUAAGACAAUCAGCAUUACAAUCUUCUGUUUUUGUGCCUAAAAGUGAUACUGAAAGUCCAGCAAGCUCAAAAACAAGCCUUACCGUAAAUUCUUACUCGCAGGAUUUCACACCAAAAGCUACAUCGUCACGCAACGAUAUUCUGGAAUCUGAGAUGAAGGAUUCGUCGAGAAAUUGGCCUGAGCAAGACGAUUUACCAAAAAACCAAAGUCUUUCAAAAACCGCUGUGGAAAAGAAAUUUGUAACAAACAUAUUUGAAAGCAGACCAUCUAGAAGAUGGGAGAAGCAUGUGAAAAAUAGCAAUGGAAGCUUUCAAAAACGGACUUUUAUUAGGAUGAGCUUAGAUUCGAGAAUAUUGGCGAGGAAAAAUCUGGAAAAGGAGGAUCUUGAAUCUAAAAGCUUGGCUGAUAUAAAUAAGAAUAUUGAGAAGCUGGAGAUAGAAUCCAAGAAACUUAAAGUGGAAACUAACAAGCUCAAAAAGCAACUACGACGAACCAAAAGGGACUCGGUUCCAGAGAAAAAAAACGAUGUUCAGGAUUUCAAUAAAGAUGAAAUGGGAAAUAGCCAUGAAGAUUUGCAUCAAUACAGCAAAUACUUAGAUUUGAAACGUUUCAGAGAUAUUGAAUGUUCUAGAAUAACACAAGCAUCUGGAGCUAUCAGAGAAAUUAGGCAUGUCAAAAAUAAAACUGAUUGGAAGGAUGUAUUGUUUUUGGAAAAAAUUCUUCUGGAAAGCAGCGAACGAGUCAACCUUUUAACACAACAAAUUAAUGAUAACAUUUAUUCAGUCAUACCAGAACCUGCAUUACAUAAAGGAACUAUACACCUUUCCAACAUCAAAUUUCCCUUCUCAAAAACAAAAAACCACAAAGUAGACAAACAUUUUACAAGAUUUUUCAUCAUGACAAUAUCUGAUGGGUCUAAGCUGUUUAUUUCUGAUUUCAUAUCGGAAAAAGAGGGCACUCUGAGCUUUAACAAUACGUAUAUUUUUGAAGAAGUGGCACCUGAUUUUGAAUUGAAAGUGAAGCUGUUUUGUGUUAAAUUGAGGACGUCCCAUCAAUUUUUUUGGGAAAAACUCGGUGGAUGUUCGGGAUGCCAAACAUCAAAAAUCAUCUACGAAGAUCAACUGACAAGGCAGUACAAAGAAAAAACUGUCCUAAAAUCCUCAUUUAAAACUUUUGCCGAAGUGAAUUUAAGCAGUGCACAAAUCAACGACACCUCGGCAAAAAUCAAUGCGGACCCGCAGAUUUUCAACGGGUUAGAUGGAGUGAUGGAGUACAACCUCAAAUGCACCGACAUCAAUAUAUCAGUGAGUCUCUCUGAUUUCCUAGAUGUAGGAACGUUGUUAGGAGAAACAUAUUUUUGGGAGAGAAAAUGGUGUGUCUUGAAGGGGCCAAAUCUUGCAAUCUACAAUUACCCACAAGAUGAACAUUUUGGGAAACCGGUCGAACAAAUAAAUUUGGAAUAUUGUUUUGGACCAAUUAUCACCAAAAUUGAGAAUUGUCCUCGAAGAAGAUGCUUCCAACUAAGAACAGGCAGACCCAACGAUGCUGGUCAAAAUUCGCUCAGGUCCAACCUGAAAAGCAAACCAAACUUCGCCUUGCAAAAGUUCUUCUUUGCCACACGAAAUAAAAUUGAAUAUCUUCAAUGGACUGUAGAAGUUGAAAAACUCCUACACUCUUUGUGUUUUUUUAAGAAGCUCGUUUUUUAUGGAGAAUAUGAAGUUGUUUAAAUUAUUUUAGUAUUUUACAUUUGAUGUUCCAUCUUCAAAUUCAACUCGGUUAUUG